Molecule: messenger RNA, 937 nt
Organism: Coffea arabica (coffee)
Lineage: Eukaryota; Viridiplantae; Streptophyta; Magnoliopsida; Gentianales; Rubiaceae
Cellular component (GO): chloroplast thylakoid membrane
Source: RefSeq, a predicted model, not a curated record
UGUCUAUUUCUUAUCCACUUCAAAAAAAAAAAAAAAAAAAACAGGGAGAAGAAUAGACCCACGUUCUCGUCGUGAUCCGCUACAAAAUAAUCUUUGAAACUAAGCCACACCCAAUUGAUGUUAGAAAACCGAUUCCUGUUGUAAAAAUUAGAGAAUCCAUGGCAUCCACAGCUUCUCUGCAGACGUUGUUUUCUUCGCUGGGAGUCAAGCAUCCGAGCGCAGGAGCUAGCGGAACAUCCCUGCGCAGGUCAACAGCAGCUGUGGGUUCAAAAGUUUGGUCGCUCAACGCAGGCGUGAGGGAGAAUAAGAAGAAAGGGAGGUCGCUGGCGGUGGUCGCAGCAGUUGGGGAUGUGUCGUCGGAGGGAACCACUUAUCUAAUUGCGGGUGCUGCCGCUGUGGCCUUAAUUGGAACUGCAUUCCCCAUACUCUUCUCCCGCAAGGACCUGUGUCCUGAAUGCGAUGGAGCAGGUUUCGUAAGACAAUCGGGGGCCGCAUUGAGGGCAAAUGCAGCCAGGAAAGACCAGGCUCAGAUUGUCUGUGCUCGUUGUAACGGUCUUGGCAAGCUCAACCAAAUUGACAAAUAAAAAAAGAACCAAGGACGCAAAAUCAGGAAGUAAUUAGUGAUGAGGCUAUGACAAAAGCAAGCACGGCCAAGGCGCUGACCCUGUCUAAGGAUGCAAACAGGAUAUCACAUUGGAGUUUGAAUUGGUAACUUACCAUAUAAUAAUAAUAAUGUUACCGGCUGAAGUCCCCACCCCACACGGGGGCCGGGUAAGAAGUAUCGAAUUUGAGGUCUCGCACUUAAUAAAUUGUAAAUUAUGCGAGAACCAUUAUGUUCGACAAAAGUGCAUUUACAAGUAAUACUUACUUUCUUAGAAUUAGGGGACUUAUUAUUGUUAAAAGGAAAUGAUAGUGGUACGCAACUACAUAUUACUGA